Morchella sextelata is the source of this 264-nucleotide messenger RNA. RefSeq lists its product as uncharacterized. The transcript is spliced from 5 exons. The record is from RefSeq and is a predicted model, not a curated record. NCBI's taxonomy places the organism in Eukaryota, Fungi, Ascomycota, Pezizomycetes, Pezizales, Morchellaceae. Bases 1 to 264 code for a protein of 87 amino acids.
AUGCUAAAGUUAGUAGGAGGCACUGAGACAACAAAGAAUAUACCAUACGCUGGUUUUAAGUGUCUUACUAGAGGAGAACCCGUACCUGCAAAUACCAAAGUAGAGGAGGCCCGAGACCAGAACCCAUAUAUCCCCAAUAUCACUGCCCCAUAUGAUACUGUCCUUAUGAGACAGUCCCGAGCGUAUAAAGCGAACACAUCAUACCAAGCUAACACCAGGGGGCAAAGGCGAUGUGCCUUCGAAUCGUAUCCGUCUGUCCCGUAG